CUGUACAAGACAAAGAUGUGCGACAAGUACCAGCGUGACGGCGAGUGCCCGUAUGGCAUCAAGUGCGUGUUUGCUCAUGGCGAGCAUGAGCUGCGCUCACGCGAGCCCGCUAACCCACUGUACAAGACACAGAUGUGCCAGCGGUUCACUGAGCUUGGCGAGUGCCCGUACGGUGAGAAGUGCCAGUUUGCUCAU
Molecule: messenger RNA, 195 nt
Organism: Linderina pennispora
Lineage: Eukaryota; Fungi; Kickxellomycota; Kickxellomycetes; Kickxellales; Kickxellaceae
Exons: 2
Molecular function (GO): metal ion binding; mRNA binding
Source: RefSeq, a predicted model, not a curated record